AUGAUUGUCCUUACAGGUUCUACUGGCGGUCUAGGCCGCGUCGCACUCCAGACCCUCCUCUCAGAGAAGCUGGUCCAGAUCGCGGGGCUGCGAAUUUCGUCCUACAAUACGGCUGCUAUCCCGGCCGCCGUCCGUGAAACCGGGAUUGAGAUCCGCAGGGGCAACCUGUAUGAACCGUCGACACUGGUGGAGUCGUACUCCGGCGCGGAGGUGUUGUUCUUGGUGUCGUUCCUUUCCAUGGGCGAGGAACGCUACAAGUUGCACCGAAACGCCAUCGAUGCCGCGAAAGCCGCAGGCGUUCGGCAUAUCAUCUACACCUCGCUCUCAUUUUGCGGUGGAGCCGAGGGCAACACCAGCGUUGCGCAGGUCGUGCAGGCCCACCUCCUAACGGAACGCUAUCUAAAGGAUAGCGGGCUUACCUACACGAUCCUCCGUAUGGCGUGUUACUUCCACCUAUGGAAUAACUACGCCGAUUUUCUGAAUCUGGAUGCCGCUCCCAACGUCGCCCAGGAAGCUGUGAUGCCCAACGACGGCCCCGAUCAUUUGGCGGACAGGGCUGAGCUGGGAGAGGCCACCGCAAAGGUCAUCGCGAACUGGCAAAACUACAUCAACAAGACCCUAAAUUUCGCUGGACCCGGGCUCUUGACUGGCGUCGACAUCAUCAAGAAGUACAUAAAGCAUACCGGCAGGAAGGUCAACGUUCGCGUCUUGCCUGUUGAAGAAGCCAUCGCGUGGCACGUCAAGAAUGGCAGUGUGCCACCGGAGCAAGCCAGCUUCCUUGAUAACUGGGCGAGCUGGCACACUGCCAAUUCUCUUGGCGAAAAGGCCUUCCUUGACCCUACCUUCGAACAGCUGCUAGGCCGAAAGCCUAAGACGAUUGAUGACCUGACUGAUGAUCUUUUCUCCCCAUCAAACGCCCUCGACACUAAGGACCUGGUGGGAAUUUAA
Penicillium canescens is the source of this 948-nucleotide messenger RNA. RefSeq lists its product as uncharacterized. NCBI's taxonomy places the organism in Eukaryota, Fungi, Ascomycota, Eurotiomycetes, Eurotiales, Aspergillaceae. The record is from RefSeq and is a predicted model, not a curated record. The transcript has 3 exons. Bases 1 to 948 code for a protein of 315 amino acids.